Molecule: messenger RNA, 3775 nt
Organism: Athene cunicularia (burrowing owl)
Lineage: Eukaryota; Metazoa; Chordata; Aves; Strigiformes; Strigidae
Gene: GCFC2
Product: GC-rich sequence DNA-binding factor 2
Exons: 18
Coding region: 1-2211 (736 amino acids)
Biological process (GO): mRNA splicing, via spliceosome
Cellular component (GO): nucleus
Molecular function (GO): DNA binding
Source: RefSeq, a predicted model, not a curated record
AUGUGCGGUGAUGAAGAAUUUUUCAAAGUUAAAAAACCAUCCUUCAAUGAAGUGACCUUUAGAAUUCAAAAGAAGGAAAGCCUACGGCCUGCGCAGACAGAAAUUGAAGACAGCAAAAAUAUCAGUCAGUUGGAGCCUAGAACUGGCAACAGCAAAGGUGCUCGUGAAGGCGAAGAGGAGAAGGGGGAUGGAAGUUACUCUUCACUAAGUGAGGACUCCAGCAGCUCAGAGUCUGAAAAUGAAUCCAGGUCUCUACAGAGGGGGAAGGAUUUAUCACCAGGUCAUAUCCCCAGUGCAGCUCAUAUUGAGGCUGCUCGGAGGAAACGUCACUUAGCCAGGACACAGGCUGAUUAUCUUCCUCUGGAUGUUUCAAAAAGUCAUCAGGGCUCUCAGAGAAGAGAAAGCAGUGACUUGGAGAGUGAAGAUGAGUCUGAUAUGAAGAAUCUCAAUUUUGUUCCCAAACUGAGAACUCUGAGGCAGAGAAUGGCUGAACACAUGGUGUCUGUGAGUGAUGAAUCUAGUGAAGAUGAAGCACAAAUUAAGUGGGAAGAACAGCAAAUAAAGAAAGCCGUUAAACUCUCUCAGGAAACUUACGGUGAUGCUUCCCUGCAUAAAUCUCAACCAGCUAAACCAAAGUUUGAUCCCUCUGUUUCUCUACCACCCAUGAACUUGGAAAUUGUGAAGAAGCGACUGACUGAAAGGAUAACAUCAUUACAGGAUGUACACCGUGCCCACCAGAGGGAGUAUGAAAAAUAUAUGGAGGACAUUGAAAGUUCAAAAAUGACUGUCCAGGAAUUAGAGAAGUCUUCGGAUGCAGCUCUGAAUUACAAAUUCUACAGAACCAUGAAAACAUAUGUAGAAAACCUGAUAAACUGUUUGAAUGAAAAACUGAAAUACAUUAAUGAGGUAGAAUUGGCUGUACAUGUGCUUCUUCAGCAACGAUCCGUGUCUGUGUUGAAACGAAGGCAAGAUGAGCUGAAAAAUGAAUCUGCUUAUAUUCAGCAUUUGAUAGGUGGGAAUGACAAGCCAGCUAAUGGUGGAUUCGAAGGUGAUGAGAAGACACAGCUUCUGGAAGUAUGUGAACAUCGAAGGACUUGCAGACGGCAAGUGAGAGAGUGUUCAGGAGAAGCUGAUCACCAUGAAGGCAUGUCGAGUGACGAUGAGCUGAGCCUGCCAGAGGUGAAGGAGUUCCAGAAGAACAGAGAUAACGUUUUAGAGGAUAGUAGGAAAGUCUUUGAAGAUGUACAUGCAGAUUUUUGUGACAUCAGAAAAAUCCUGUUGAAAUUCCAGGAAUGGAAAGAGAAGUUUCCUGACACUUACUGUGAUGCUUAUAUCAGUUUCUGCCUGCCUAAGAUAUUAAAUCCAUUGAUCAGAGUUCAGUUAAUCAGUUGGAAUCCUCUUGAGGAGAAUUUUAUGGAUCUGGAAGAGAUGCCCUGGUUCAGAGCUAUAGAAGAAUUCAGUGGUGCCAAAAACACACAUGAAUCAAAAAGGGAUGAUGAUCCUGAUGAAGAAGUUUUGCCUAGAGUGGUUGAAAAAACUAUUCUUCCCAAAAUCACAGCAUUUGUAAAGAGUGUGUGGGAUCCUUUAUCUACUUCACAGACAAAGAACCUUGUACAACUUUGCAAUCACAUCUUUGAAAAACAAGUCCUUUCCAAAAAUGAAUGCAGUCGAGGAAAAGAGGAUUUGAUCAACAUGGUUGUCGUAAGAAUGAAGAAAUCCAUAGAGGAAGAUGUCUUUAUUCCUCUAUAUCCUAAAAGCACUGUGGAAGACAAGUCAUCACUAUGUUCAAAAUUUCAAGAAAGACGCUUUUGGUCAGCUGUUAAGCUGCUCUCCAAUGUUCUUCUUUGGGAUGGGAUUGUACAAGAAGAUAUACUCCGUGAUUUGGGACUGAGCAAGUUGCUGAAUCGUUACCUCCUUCUGAUCCUCUUAAACACACCACCAGGGCCAGAUCAUACAGAGAAGUGUAACAAGGUGGUUGCAUGCUUCUCAGAAAGAUGGUUCCAAGAUCUUAAAAGUGGAUCAACUCUCCCCGAAUUACGGAACUUCUGCCAGCACUUGCUGCGAUGUGCCCGUACACUACACAAGAAUAACCACAGUGAUGAAACAAAAGAAGUUCUUCUCCUGCUGGUGAAAGUCAAAGCUCUUCGUAUUGUUGAAGACUUCAUUGAAGAGUAUAAACUUGAACACCUUAAACCAAUGAUUGGGAAAUAGAUAUUUUUGAAGUGACGUAUUACUGAAACAAGCCUGCUAUUCACACUAAACCAGUUCUAAUAUGAAAUUAGUGAAUCCUGCCUACUCAAAGAUGUAGUUAUCGCUGUCUUACCAUUAAGUACUUGAGGGUUUUUUUUCCAAAUGUCUUUAACUGCCAUCUGCUCCUAGGUUAAGGAAUCUUUUCAGAAGUUACGGUUGUCACAGGAAAAGUGAUUGGUUCAGGCACUCUAAAAUGUAUGACAGUACCUUAUUGUCUUACCCUUUUUGUAAGGGUUCUUGGAAAGAUAGAAGGUGCCUGUAAAGUUUAUUACUGCUGUCCACUAGACAACUUUACAAGCUAUUUUCAGUAUGAAUUGCCACAUAUCACCCUGACCCAGCAGUCACUGAACUCUUUUAACUUGUGGUCCACAAUGAUUUUUUGGUGGAGUUAUUGUUAAGCCAUUUCUAGUGGAAAAAAAAGUUUAUAGUGUUGCAGCGGUUUGACCCUGGUACAGAAACAAGGGAAGCUGGUGUGCAGACCAGGAGUCUGAUGAAUGUUUACUGAUGGUAAAUGUGGGUUCAGUGAGGUAAGAGCUGCACAGGAGAAUGUCUGGGAAAGAGCAAACACGCAGUGAAGAUAAUGUCUGAUGUGUGUUGGAGUUUUGUAUCCAAGUGAUACAGACUGAACUCGUGUGCUCCGAGCUAGUGUUGUCACCCAUCCUACUUUGUCAGGCUUUUAAUAACGAACAUCUUGAUGAUGAGAAGCACAAGAACAACUUCAGUUGCUUUCUAGGAACUGACUCUAGGAAAGUCUGCCUUUUCCUUCCCAGCAAGAUCUACUGAACCUUAUUUUAUCAUACCCUUAUUAGAUGUCUAAUGUUUCAUAACUUUAUUGCAAAUACACAAAGUUAUAAAACAAGGAUGCAUUAUUGUAGAAACUGUAGUGCAUCACAGAUGCUGUAUGUUUACUUGUGACUAUCUCCACAAUCUGGAACUAGAAUUUAAUUCUUGCAAACUUAAUCCCUGUGAUUUCUUUUCUAUUUUUUUAAGUUAAGAAUAUAUUUUUGUAACAUUUUAACUGUAAAUAGCUUUGAACAGUGUUACAGACAAAAGAAGACUUUUAAAAUAAUUUUAUUUUGAAAAUAAAGUAUUUUGCUGUGUUAAUGAGACUCGUACAGUUGAAUUCUUUAACAUGUGACAAGAAUGUUGUUAGAGGUAUUGAAAAAAACCUGUGUUAGCCCUCACUUCAGGAGAUAGGAGUUAUAAUGUAACUCCUGCUUUCUAAUUAAAUUUCUGUUGCUUUUCCUCUUAAUGCCAACAAAUAUGCAGUAGCUGAUCAGCAAUCCCCCCAACCUCAUGAUCUCACUGCCUUCUCUUGUUCUCCUUUAGCUGGGAUGAGGCAAAGGUAGCCUUGGGCUACUAUAAAAACACAAUAGGUACUCUACCACACCUUAGCUCUGUAGAUCAAUCUUUCUGGAAGAAAGAUUACUUGUAGUAACUUGUAAGCAUGGGAAGGCAGUUAACCCCUCUGUGCUUCUAUGGAAAUAGUUUUAUGAAACCAGUUGUCCUGUAUUGAGAACCUACA